AGUGACAGUCUGCGACCGGAGCCGUUCCUCCAGAACAUGUCCCACCCCAAGGAUGCCCUUCUUCCUAGGUCGAAGAAGUCAUCGAACUCGGUCAUUGCUUGGAUGGACAAUUAUGACGACGCUGUGUUCCAUGCCUUGCCAAAGCGCCGUCAACCUCGCAAGACUAUGAAGAAGAAGCGAACUAGCGAACCGGAGGUGCAGGUUUCCAAUGCGCACGAACGGCUCUCCGCUCGGUCCGUGACGCGACUACGCGAGAACGAGAACAAUGCCAGCGAACGUGUACAUUCCGUUGACUCUGCACCUUGGAUGAUCAAACCACCAAUUCCUCUGCAGAAGAGUCUGGCUGCGACAAAGGCCCCUUCGCCCAAGAAGCCGGCGCUGAAAGUCCCAUCUGCCACCAGAAUGCCUCGAAUAUCGCGAACGAUCAGUUUCGCUCUGCGGGGGCUGACCUCUAUCGCGCCGAGGGCUCAAGCGAGUACGGAAGUCAAUGUGGAGCAUGCUAGAGGCCAGCCGACUCAGAAUGCGAAAAAAGUCUCCGGGAUGCUCGCAGAAUCGAGGAGUGUGGAAUCAUUGAGCACGUCGGACUCAGCAUCUACGAAAACCGUGAUCGACUUGUCCGUAACGCCUAGCUCGUCGAACACACCGCAAAAGUCGGCACAGGGCUCAACAGCCACGCCAACAAAGCCGAUCUCGAUCAAGGCCCCUCAGAAACAAUCCUCUGAAGAUGCAGCGCACCAGGAGCGCUCUGUGGUCCCGGAGUCUUACUCGACCACAGCAACCGAGAUCCCGAUCAUCGACGAUUCACGCCAUGAGAGUCAGGUUCGACGGUCGAAUCCCCGGGUCACUUUGACGGUGAACGGGGGCUUGCGCGACACUCCUCCUAAAAACCCAUUAAGCACGGCACUGGCUCCUUGGGUCCGCUCUAUCAACCCGUGCAACACCUCAAAAGAGGUCAUGCGAGACACCAGUUGGUUCGGGCGCUGGCAACAUGCAUAUCCCCGCCCUCCUCAUGUGGCCGUCGUUAAAUGGAAGAGUUUGAAAUCCCCUGCCAUUCUGCCUCUGACCACGGAAGAAUUCCCCACGGCGAGCGAGCUGGCCUCGGACUACUUCCAAACGCCGUAUCGUGUCUUCCCGAACGAGGAUGCGGAAGGCAUCGAGCCCCCGAAGACACGAGGUGUGCUUCUUCGAGAGAUGAUCUCCUUGCGUCUUUCGCAUGGCUUUCAGAUCGUUGUUGGGAAAGCGGUUGUCGAAGCGUCGGGACACUAUGCUCUUGAUUCGCCCAAUGUCUUUGACACGCGUGGACUGGAACGAGAUGGCGCUACUGUCUUUCUGUCUAAGGGAAAUAUGAUCCAUCGGUUGAUUUGUGUGGAAGGCGCAGAAAUCGAAGUCACGCGCUACACACAUCGUAACUCUUCCAUUCUGGCAUCGGAACAAUCAGAUGACUUCAGCAUGUACUCACCGGCAAUGCGGACAAUUUUAAGUCCCCAGUACGAAGUCAAGAACAUCAGACUGGAUUCGAAGCUCGAGGAGUACAACUGGAACUACGCGGACAACUACGUGGCCGGCCAUCGGGAUUACCUCCUCAACCCGUCUCAACAGCUCCACUUCUGGCGUGUCCGCUAUGUCCUGAUUCCAAUGCACAUGCAUGUGAACUGCCGACGUCACAUACAGUCUUUCAACGAGGACAAUGAGGAAGAGAUUCACCUGCUGGGGAUCAAUCAGCUCACGCGGAUAUGGCAACGCCACAAGUACAUCCCACCGGAGGAGAAGCUGUUCGAUGCUUCGAAUGGGAAAAAGGCCGAGAACCCGCUCAACAUCAUCUACCAUACCCAGAACUCGUCGGAGGUUGUCGCCGCAGAACUGGACCGGAUACAACUCACAGACCCCAGUGUAGACAGCGUGCCUGCCCAGCUGUUGCCCGAGUCAGAGCAGUUCGAGCGUUCCAGCAUCACGUUGUCGACCUUGGCCCAGGCUAUUCAGGGUGAAAAGGGCAUACGGAUGCAGGAUCGACGGUGGCACUGGCGCCUGCACUACAGUUGCUUCAUCGGGUUUGAACUCACCACCUGGCUCAUUCAAACUUUCCGGGAUAUCGACACCCGCGAAGAAGCCGUGGAGUUUGGUAACGAGCUGUUGAAGCACGGACUCUUCAAUCAUGUCGAGCGGAGACACAACUUCCGGGAUGGGAACUAUUUCUAUCAGCUCUCGAGCGAUUACCGCCCGCAUCGCCCGGAGUCUCGGGGCGGUUGGUUCCCGCAGAUCCGACCGGACAAAGCGACGCCCUCGACCAUUGCUGCCGACCACUCGAGCAAUCAUUCUCGCGCGGAGUCUCGUUCCGAAUCUCGCUCCGAGUCGCGGUCAGAGAGCGUGGAUGAAGGCAUACCUCAAGUGCCCAACAUGCCGUCCAAAGCGAAGAACAAGGCCACGAUUAUGCUGUCGAAGAAGAUGAAGUACGACGUAGACCCCCGUCGUCGAUCGAAUCGCCCCGAAGUGAUUGACCUCCACUACGACCGACUGCAUAACCCGGACAACUGCUUCCACAUCGAGCUCAGCUGGAUGGGCACGACCGCCAAACUGAUCGAAGACACGGUGUUAUCGUGGGCUGCGACCGCGGAGAAGUUCGGCCUCAAGCUCGUCCAGGUCCCGAUCGCCGAAGUUUGCGCGAUCGACCAGAUGCAGCCAUUCCGCAAACCAUACCGCGUGCGACUCAAGGUACCGCCCCCGCGAGGCCCGGUCCCGGUCCCCUACAACCCCAACCCCUCGGCGUCUUUGUCGAUGCAGACUCCCGGGCCCGACCCCCUCUACUUCCAGAAAGCGCUGCUGCGCAAAUUCGAUUUCGUCCUCGACUUCGAAGCCCGGUCGGCAUUCCCCGCGGACGUCGAAGUUUCCUACUCCUGGGGCAUCCCGGACUACCGGUACCCGCAAUUCAUCCACCGUUCCGGCAGCCUCCUGGCUCAGAUCACCGACGACGGCGACUUCCUGUUCCUGGCCAACCGCCUGGUCAGCACGCGCAGCACCGCCAGCCGCGACCUGCCGCGCAUGGAGCGGAUCGAGCGCGCGGAACAGUACCGGGCGCGCGCCGGCACGUACGACCCGAUGAGCGCCGACCGCGGCGCAUCCUGCUCCCCGCGUCUCUCGCCCAUGGUCCGUCCGAUCCACGACCUGAGUGCCUUGAACCUCAGCAGCAGCAACAUCAACGCCAACGUCAACGGCAGCGCCGUCAUUGGUAACGGCAGCAGCAGCAUGAGCACCAGCAACGGGGUAGUGAACGGCAGCGGCAGCAUCAAUCCCCCCACCACCACCACCGUCCCGAGUAAUCCGCUCGGCCCGCCAGGCCAGCAGCCUAACAUCGACUCAUCCAACCUCUACCGCGCGCCCGAGCACAUCCUCAACAGCCUCGUCGAGUUCUGUCAUGAUCCGAUCCGCCUGCAGCAGUUCUACAAGGAGUCGCACGCCCGCCCGGUUUCGACGCGCGUCGCGCCCACCAACCCCCCGAUUGAGAUCCCCUCGCUCGAGCUGCCCGAUAGCGUCGUCGGCCAGCCGCAGCACCAUCUCCCUCCGGGCUUGCCGCAGCGCAUUCACUCCAGUACGGUGUUGUUGACGUCGACAGAGGCGCGGGCGCGGUCGCGCGAUGAGGGCAGUAAUUUGGUGAGGGGGAGUCCACGGAGUGGGAGUUUGAGGCCGUUGAUGUGAGCGACUGAGGGAGC
Aspergillus homomorphus CBS 101889 is the source of this 3704-nucleotide messenger RNA. It is a transcript of the gene iml1, whose product is annotated as GTPase-activating protein IML1. Lineage: Eukaryota; Fungi; Ascomycota; Eurotiomycetes; Eurotiales; Aspergillaceae. Gene Ontology annotation, biological process: negative regulation of TORC1 signaling; positive regulation of autophagy; intracellular signal transduction. Gene Ontology annotation, molecular function: GTPase activator activity. Bases 37 to 3690 code for a protein of 1217 amino acids. Gene Ontology annotation, cellular component: GATOR1 complex. The record is from RefSeq and is a predicted model, not a curated record. The transcript has a single exon.